Molecule: messenger RNA, 4815 nt
Organism: Rhinolophus ferrumequinum (greater horseshoe bat)
Lineage: Eukaryota; Metazoa; Chordata; Mammalia; Chiroptera; Rhinolophidae
Gene: ADAMTS16
Product: ADAM metallopeptidase with thrombospondin type 1 motif 16
Exons: 23
Coding region: 97-3801 (1234 amino acids)
Biological process (GO): proteolysis; extracellular matrix organization
Cellular component (GO): extracellular matrix
Molecular function (GO): metalloendopeptidase activity
Source: RefSeq, a predicted model, not a curated record
CCUGCGCACGGGCGGCAUCGGGUCCUGGCUGCCCACUUGCACGCCGCCCAGCUGUGGACCAUCCCGCGGCCCCGGGACCUCUCGGAGCUCCUCCGGAUGAGGACGCGCGGUCUCCCCACGGGGACGCUGCGCGGGCGGCGGGCCACGCGGGGCCCCCGCUGCGCGGCGCUCUGGCUGUUGCUUCUGGCGCAGGCACCUGCGUGCGCCCUGGGACCAGCAGCGGCCUCGCCAGGGAGCUCCAGUGUCUGGCGUCCUCCGGGUCCCGCGGAGCAGCUUGGCGAAUAUGACCUCGUGUCUCCCUACGAGGUUGAUCGCAAUGGCAAUUACGUGUCCCAGGAGAUCACGCACCCUCAGAGGAGGAAACGAGCGCUGGCCCAGCCAGGAGUGGACUCUCUUCACCUUCGGCUAAAAGGCUUCAGGCACGACUUCCACAUGGAACUGAGAACUGCCAGCCACCUGGUGGCCCCAGGCUUUCUCAUUCAGACGCUGGGAAGGGCAGGCACUAAGUCAGUGCAGGCUUUUCCGCCCGAGGAGUUCUGCUUCUAUCAAGGCUCCUUACGGUCCCACAAAAAUUCUUCAGUGGCCCUUUCCACCUGCAAAGGUUUGUCAGGCAUGAUAAGAACACAAGAAGCAGAUUACUUCUUAAAGCCACUUCCUCCACACCUAGCAGGGACACUCAACGCCUCUGCUGGGGGUGGGCCUGCCUCCCACAUCCUGUACAAGCGGUCUGCAGAACCGCGGUCUCAGAGGGGGCUCCAGGGAACGAUGGUCCAGAGGCAUCGGGAGCUGGAAAAACGCCACCUCUUCUACCAUGAGAAUCAACCCCUACCCGGCGGCUCUCACCUCAGGCACCCACCAAAGCAGCAUUUCUGUGGAAGACGCAAGAAAUACAUGCCCAAGGUGCCCAAGGAAGACCUUUUCAUCCUACCUGACGAGUACAAGUCUUGCUCACGGCACAAGCGCUCUCUUCUGAAGUCUCAUAGGAAUGAAGAACUGAACGUGGAGACAUUGGUGGUGGUCGACAAAAAGAUGAUGCAAAACCACGGCCAUGAAAACAUCACCACCUACGUUCUGACAAUUCUCAACAUGGUGUCUGCUUUGUUCAAAGACGGGACCAUAGGAGGAAACAUCAACAUUGCAAUUGUAGGUCUGAUUCUUCUGGAAGAAGAACAGCCAGGACUUGUGAUCAGCCAUCACGCAGACCACACCUUAAGUAGCUUCUGUCAGUGGCAGUCUGGCCUGAUGGGGAAAGAUGGAACUCGUCAUGACCAUGCCAUCUUACUAACUGGUCUAGAUAUAUGUUCCUGGAAGAAUGAACCCUGUGAUACUUUGGGAUUUGCGCCCAUAAGUGGAAUGUGCAGUAAAUAUCGCAGCUGUACGAUCAAUGAAGACACAGGUCUUGGACUGGCUUUCACCAUCGCCCACGAGUCUGGACACAAUUUUGGCAUGGUCCAUGAUGGAGAAGGGAACAUGUGCAAAAAGUCUGAGGGCAACAUAAUGUCCCCUACAUUGGCAGGACGCAACGGGGUCUUCUCCUGGUCACCCUGCAGCCGCCAGUACCUACACAGAUUUUUAAGCACAGCCCAAGCGACAUGCCUUGCUGAUCAGCCAAAGCCUGUGCAGGAAUACAAGUACCCUGAGAAACUGCCGGGACAGUUAUACGAUGCGAACACACAGUGCAAGUGGCAAUUCGGAGAAAAAGCCAAGCUCUGCAUGCUGGAUUUUAAAAAGGAUAUCUGCAAAGCCCUGUGGUGCCACCGGAUUGGAAGGAAAUGUGAGACGAAAUUUAUGCCAGCCGCAGAAGGCACUGCUUGUGGGCAUGACAUGUGGUGCCGUGGAGGGCAGUGUGUGAAAUAUGGUGACCAAGGCCCCAAGCCCACCCAUGGCCAUUGGUCAGACUGGUCUCCCUGGUCACCAUGCUCCAGGACCUGUGGAGGAGGGGUGUCCCACAGAGAUCGCCUCUGCACUAAUCCCAGACCGUCGCAUGGAGGGAAAUUUUGUGAGGGCUCCAGUCGCACUCUGAAGCUUUGCAACAGGCAGAAAUGUGCCCACGAUAGUGUUGACUUCCGUGCCCUGCAGUGUGCAGAAUACAAUAGCAAGCGGUUCCGAGGGUGGCACUACAAGUGGAAACCUUACACUCAAGUGGAAGAUCAGGACUUAUGCAAACUCUACUGUAUCGCAGAAGGAUUUGAUUUCUUCUUUUCUUUGUCAAAUAAAGUCAAAGAUGGGACUCCAUGCUCGGAGGAUAGCCGUAAUGUUUGUAUAGAUGGGAUAUGUGAGAGAGUUGGGUGUGACAACAUCCUUGGGUCCAAUGCCCUUGAAGACUCUUGUGGUGUGUGCAAGGGGAAUAACUCAGACUGCACGACACACAAAGGCCUCUAUGCCAAGGACCACCACACCAACCAGUAUUAUCACAUGGUCACCAUCCCUUCCGGAGCCCGGAGUAUUCGCAUCUCUGAAUUGAACGUUUCUACCUCCUACAUCGCUGUACGCAAUGCCCUCAGAACGUACUAUCUAAAUGGACACUGGACCGUGGACUGGCCUGGACGCUACAAGUUCUCAGGCACUGCCUUCGAGUAUAGGCGGUCCUACAGGGAGCCGGAGAGCUUGACUUCUGCGGGGCCAACCAACGAAACACUGGUCGUGGAGCUUCUGUUUCAGGGAAGAAACCCAGGCGUUGCUUGGGAAUACUCAGUGUCUCGGCUGAGGGGUGAGAGGCAGCCUGGUGCCCAGCCCAGGUACACGUGGGCCAUCAUCCGCUCUGAGUGCUCCGUCUCCUGCGGAGGGGGGCAGAUGACCACGAGAGAGGCCUGCUACAGGGAGCUGAGGUUUCACGUCAACGAGUCCUACUGUGACCCCGACACCCGGCCCGUCACAGGGGUGGUGCCUUGCAGAGUAUCUGGCUGUCCCCCCAGCUGGUCCGUGGGGACCUGGAGCGCCUGCAGCCGGACGUGCGGUGGCGGCACACAGAGCCGAGUGGUCCAGUGCUCUCGGCGAGCUCACUACCGAUCCGAGCGGGUCUCCGCCAGCCUGUGCCCGCAGCCCGUCCCCGCGAGCCGCCAGGCCUGCCUCCCCCAGAGCUGCCCGCCCACUUGGAGCACUGGGCCCUGGUCAGAGUGCUCGCGAACCUGCGGGAAGGGGUGGAGGAAGAGGUCCGUGGCCUGCAAGAGCACCAGCCCCUCCGCCAGGGCCCAGCUCCUGCCCGACGUCCUCUGCAGCUCAGCGCCCAGGCCCAGGACUCACGAAGCCUGUCUGCCUAAGCGCUGCCACAAGCACAAGAAGCUGCAGUGGCUUGUGUCUGCCUGGUCUCAGUGCUCUGUUACAUGUGAACGGGGAACACAGACAAGGUUCUUAAAAUGUGCUGAAAAGUACAUUUCUGGGAAGUACCGGGAGCUGGCCUCCAAGAAGUGCUGGCACUUGCCACAGCCCGACCUGGAGCUGGAACGUACCUGUGCCCUGUUCCCGUGCCCCAAGCACCCCCUGUUUGCUGCUGCAGGGCCCCCGCGGGCCAGCUGGUUUGCCUCGCCCUGGUCUCAGUGCACAGCCAGCUGUGGAGGUGGCGUGCAGACCAGGUCUGUGCAGUGCCUGGCUGGGGGCCGGCCAGCCGUGGGCUGCUUCGUGCACCAGAAGCCUGCAGCCUCCCUGGCCUGCAACACUCACUUCUGCCCCAUCACAGGGAAGAAAGACGCCGUCUGCAAGGACCACCUGCACUGGUGCACCCUGGCGCCCCAGCACGGGAUGUGCAGCCACCAGUUCUAUGACCAGCAAUGUUGCGAGACUUGCUCCAAGUCCAACCUGUGAGUCAGUUGGGGCCGCCUCCCAGGGCCAAGAAAACCCCUGUUUUCAGCACCCGUGAGCUGUCCAGUCCACAUCAGAAUGCGUCCAAGGAAGAUGGAAGCCGGAAGAAAAACUGUUAGGCUCGUUGACGUGUGUGUGUGUGUGUGUGUGUGCACGUGCACACCUGUGUACACAGAAGCACACGCUCUCGUGCUGCGUUGGGACCUGGAGCGAGGCAGCCACCCACCCUGCAGGAUGGGAGCAGUGCUCACUGUCGUUUGUAUUUCAGCAAAAUCAAGUCAGAAAGAGAGGCAGGGCUGAACUUGCUAAACGUUAAAUGCCUGGUGCUUUGUAAAAAGAAGGAAAGGCCACGAAAUUAGAAAUAAAUACAAAAUACCUGCCGUGUAGUACGCUGGCCUCCCUCCCCACCGUAGAGGCCCCACCCACAUGAGGUCAGGACCAACUGGCCUCCUAGCAGAAGCAGCACGUGGCCAGGACAGCUCUUGGAUGUGUCCCCAGGGCCCCCUCUUCCUGGCCAGCAACCGAUCUGCUCUUCGAAGGGACUCAGUGCCAAGACAAGUGCUGGGUGUCCUCUGUCAGGGGCACCUGCCUACCCUAGAGAGGCUGGACUACGUCCUGGUGUGUUGGACUUUGCCGCUGGAAACAGGAAAACAAAAUCCUUACUGAGGUGCUUCUAUCCCUUUCAGACUUGUGUGCUGGAGGAGAGAAUUUUGUAUUUUAUCUUUCUGUUAUUUACAAGUGAGUGUACCUAUUCGAACCCAUGUCUUCAUGGUUUCCUUUUUUAAAGGACAGAAUUACAGGUUAUUCCAGAAUUGGAAAAUUUCCAGUUACACCAAAACCCUGCUGUCCUUGGGAGGGGUGUGGUGGUCCUUCUUGCACAGACGUAGAACCCAGUGUUUCAUUUUUGCGCAGUGUGGGGUUUUUGUUUUUUUUCUUAAAUGUUGGUUGUUUUUGUAAGCCCCAUUCAGAAAGAAGGCCCCAAUAUCCUCUAUCAACACUGGUGCUGCUUUAGUUCUC